This is a messenger RNA of Brienomyrus brachyistius, 4063 nucleotides long. Its product is annotated as proline-rich protein 5-like. Gene Ontology annotation, biological process: TORC2 signaling. The transcript has 10 exons. Bases 424 to 1728 code for a protein of 434 amino acids. NCBI's taxonomy places the organism in Eukaryota, Metazoa, Chordata, Actinopteri, Osteoglossiformes, Mormyridae. Gene Ontology annotation, cellular component: TORC2 complex. The record is from RefSeq and is a predicted model, not a curated record.
UCCCCGCAGCCGGACGCCUCCUUCAGCGACCGGCCCGCCGUUGGCUCUGCCCACUCAGGCUGCUCCCUUUUGCACUUUUCGCAGACUGCACUGCGUUCACAGAGCUCUGCACGGCCCUCCGACACAUCAGCGGCAUCGGGCGCCAGAACGACGAAGGGAAACGCGACUAGGGAGCGAUAUUCACCGGCGCUGCCGCCACCUCCACGUUUGUAUGAGCGAGUCCCGGGUAAACACAAUAACGAAUGGAAAUAAGUCCCGUGGGCGACUCUGCGUUUAAGAAGUGCUCCAGAAUAGUAUCUACGUUAUUUUUAAUUAUAGUUUGUAUAUUUCGCGAGCCCUGGUUAAUCUAAUGACGGGUGUUGACACCAAGCUCAAUAUCUUGCAUCAGACAGCCGGAGAAAAAGCAGAACAGAACGAUGCUGGAUGGAUUUCUUUGGACAAAAAAAGCCCCUAUCCGUCCCUAGAUCAAUUACAGUCAGCUUUGCCACCCCCUCAGCGCAGGCGCCAGUCCCUGACAUGGAGGGGAAUGACCAUCUGCUUAGGAGGACUCUCCAUAGGUUGAAAUUGAUGAGUUCCCCCAGCCUCAGUGAGCUGGGCAAGAGCGAGAAGGCUGCGUUGGAGGAGCGGGGAGCCCAGCAGAGGAGGGCGGGGGCCAACGCCACCUGGAACAGCAUCCACAACGCCGUGAUUGCCGUCUUCCAGAGGAAGGGUCUGGCAGACAACGAGCUCUACCUCCUCAACGAAGGGGUCCGACAGCUGUUGAAAACUGAGCUGGGAUCGUUUUUCACAGAGUACCUCCAGAAUCAGCUGCUAACAAAGGGCAUGGUCAUACUAAGAGACAAGAUACGAUUCUAUGAAGGUCAGAAGUUGCUGGACUCUUUGGCUGAGACUUGGGACUUCUUCUUCUGCGAUGUUCUCUCCAUGCUUCAGGCUAUAUUUUAUCCUGUCCAGGGAAAGGAGCCUUCGGUGCGGCAGCUGGCUCUGCUCCACUUCCGCAACAUCAUCACCCUCAACAUCAAGCUAGAAGAUGCCCUCUCCCGGCCCCGGGCGCGAGUGCCACCCUCCAUCAUCCAGAUGCUGCUCAUCCUGCAGGGGGUCCAUGAGUCUAAAGGUGUCAGUGAUGACUACUUGAAGCUGGAGUCUCUGAUCCAGAAGGUGGUGUCUCCAUACCUGGGAACUCACGGCCUGCUCUCCAACGAUGGCUCCAUCAUACAGUCGUCCUGUGUUCUGGAGAAGCGGUUGCUCCGCCUGUGGCCCAGACCCGGCGAGCCAGCCAAGAACCCAGUGGUGCGCUCCAAGAGUUACAACAUCCCCAUGCUUACCCCGGUGGUGGAGUACGACACCGAGGCCGGCUCAGUGGGCAGCGUGGGCGUCCGCCGUCACUCCGUCUGCGAGAUGACCUCUUGCCUGGAGGAGGUGGGCUAUGCUGACCUGGCUGCCGUCCUGGACGCCGGUACCAAGCUGUGCCCAACCGAACCCGAUGAACCAUCACCAGUGCAAGACCUGGAGCUGGGGGCCGUCGCCAGCGAGUCCCCAUUUCCCUCCCCCUCUGAACUGGGCAAGGACCAUGAUUCCCUCAACAGUGGGCCCUCCAGCCCAGAGACCAUCGUAGAUCAAAUCCUGGACUCCAUGGACUCAGACGCUGAAGGCAUCUUCAUCGAUUUCAGUCACUGCUGCUCAGACUCCUCAGGGUACGACAGGGACAAUGGCAGGCAGAGUGUCGUCUAGCGGGACCUGGCUUUCCGACCUCCCUUUCUAUUUCUAUAGCUCUUUUUAAAGCUUUUUAACGCUGCAUCUUUCUUAGCAUUUGGUUUGUCCUAUUAAUAUUUUUAAGCUGGUCGUUCAUAUUUAAGUAUUUCCCACCUGCGUUUUGACUGUUGUAAAGGAACUGGGUCCAGUUAUUGGGGCCAAAGGCUUUGAUCUAUAGUAGGAGCAGCACGCUCUUGAGUUUAUUCUUGCAUGGCAUGGAUCAUCCACUGCAGAUAGCAGUUGAUUGUUAUUUCACACUUGGUAGCAUCUUAUUGGAAGCGUCCUGCCUCAUAGGAUAAUUCCGGUGCGUCUUGCAAGUAAUGUUUUUGGGUUCGAUUUUUCUCCCCUUAAAAAUGUGCCCUUGGGCCCCCACCAGUUGGCGUUCUGGUAAGAGCGAGGUGUGUCCUGCAAGGGCAGAUCCAGGGUUUGAUCGCUGUUGUGCACCAUUGCACAUCUUUGGAGAGGACCAUGGUUUGCCUGGCUCUCCAUUGGCUGGUCAGGACAGCUGUGCUCUCCGUCUUUGUUACUGUAAAGCAAUACCUGCGAUAAGCUUGACGCGGACAAAGGUACAGCCCUCUCGUCCAGACAGCUAUUGGCAUCAUGGAUAGAGCAGAGAAGCUGUGCUGAUGUAAACCAAGGGAGGGAAAAACAUGAGCAUCGAUGCCUUGCUGUUAUGGGAAAACAAGACACUGAUCUGAUUGGACUCUUAGGUUUAGACCUACUAUCUCAAUGGGCAAAUCAGCAUCUUCAAGAAUAUACUGCAGCACCAGGGCCAUUGUGAAAACCAAAUUUGUAGGUAGGCACCGUUUUAAACCCACAUACUGACAGAGAAAGCUCGCUCAUUGGCCAGACUAUCUUGACUGCAAGUUUACUGCAAGUUUAACGAUGUAUUUAUACAUUACAUUUUUACAAAACAUCGAGCAGGCACAUGCUUACCUAAAUUGACUGUGCAGCAUGUCCGGAUAAUUUAACGCCGGUGAGCUCUGCACUGGUCACAGAUUCUGUCUGCGAAACGAAACCUGGAGGAAACAUCCUUAAUAAUUAGCAUGCCCCCCCCCCCCCCCCUAAAAUCUUAACAUUUCAGGUUUUGCCACCCAGCCAAAAAGAUAUCAUCACCAAUAGUGAGAUCCAUGUGGUGGUUAGCGGCUGCUUUUACCAACCCAAAGGUAAGACUUUCUUUGGACCCUGCUUCUGAGGCACAUAAUUCAUGCAGAAUUUAAUAUAUUUACGAAAUUAACUCAUUAAUUGUUAAAAGAAGCAGGGAAACUUGCAGCUUACUACUUAAGUAUAGAGGUGGUGAGCGCUUACAUCUAACCACGGAAGGCUGCUUUGAGUCUUUUUGAACCAAAUGUUAUUAAAAUACGUUUUGACAGAAUUUUAAAUGUAAAGGUCGCCGUACCGUUUUGCUACGUGCAUUUGUUGCUCUUUGUGCUUGAGACACUUGUUGGUAAUUUGGCUCGUCGGAAAGACUCCCAGCGUGAGCUGUAGCUUUUAGCUGAUGGUGGGUCGAGCUGGUUUCCAGCGCGUUUCCCGCCUUCCUGCCCGUUUCCUCUCGUAAACUGGGAUUCCAGCAGGACUGGAGGUGCCAACUGAAAACGGCGAUGGCAGAUCUUGUAGUUUUUCCUUGCAUCUCCACAGUACAGCACAGUACAAAUUAGCAACAGCUUUUCAAAUUGGCAAGCUUUGUUCGCAUCUUAGUCAUGAUGUUCGCUUGGCUUAUGCACCGUUUAAAGGGAAAAAAAUUUAAUUGAAUUAUUUCAUAAUUCAUUUUAUGAACAUAUUACAGCCGUGUGGAUAAUGUCUGAUAAUAUUACUGAUGCCCACAGGACUUGCCCACAAAAACAGAAUAUUUGUUUCUGGGGAAAACAUUUCAAUGGUAAUAAGUAAGCAACAAUUUUCCCGAUAUUUCAGAACCUUCUGCAAUAAUUAUGUAUAUACAAAAUAUCAGACGUGUUAUAAGUAGGGUAAUAACAAUAAAAUAAAAUAAUGAAAUUGAUUAAACUAGGCACUUGAGGAUGUUUAAAUGGUUCUUCUGUACGGAAAGAUAGUGGUGUGUUCUCAAGAUGUAAUUUUUAUACAAACCCGUUUUAUAAAAGCGAGCAAAAAUGCAUGAAUUUUACACGAAAUGCUAACAAUUUCUAAAGAGGUGCAGAAAUUUGUAACCGAUUUCAUUGAAUAUGGCUUAUUUUGUUUUCAUUUCAGAUUGGCCGUGAUGUGUUAACCGAUGUAUAUCCGGAAGUUAUUAUUUAUAUGUAAUUUUAUAUUUAAAUUAUGAGUGAACAUUCUAAUUGACAAAUAGAAACAUUUGAUUUCA